CACAGGGUCGAUCGAUACACCCUAAACCACUGGUCUGAAGUACGGUAUUAAUAAUUUGAAGCCACAGAAUAGAAGAUAAUAUAUGGGUGAAGGUUUCUUAUUGUUUUUUAUCGAAAAGAAGUGAAUUAUAAUAUAAGAAAAAAUGUCAAAUACAGAUGAAUAUUACGAAACAGUUAUUCAACUUGUAAAUGAAGCUGGAAUGCUUAUCAAAAAUAAUAUCAAUAGACAGAAAAAUGUUUUAACUAAAUCUUGCGAUGUUGACUUAGUAACAGAAACUGAUCGUCAAGUUGAAAGACUUCUAAUGGACGGUAUAAGUGCAAAAUUUCCGGAUCAUAAAUUUAUUGGAGAGGAAACUAUGGCAGAAACAAACCAAAAAAUAGAACUGACAGUCGACCCCACUUGGAUUAUAGACCCUGUGGAUGGUACUAUGAAUUUUGUACACAAGUUUCCUCACGUUUGUAUUUCAAUUGCACUUUUGAUUGAGAAAACAACAGAGAUAGGAAUCAUUUACAAUCCCAUUUUGGAUCAAAUGUUCACAGCCAGAAAGGGAAGAGGAGCUUUUUUGAAUGGAAAAACUAUUAAUGUUUCUCAAGAAACAGAACUACAAAGUGCACUAAUAAUGAUGGAAAUGGGAACUAGCAGAGAUCCUGAAAAGACGAAAGUUCUUGUAGAAAAUAUUACUACAUUAACACCUCUCAUUCAUGGAACUCGGGCUUUAGGUUCGGCAGCACUAAAUAUGUGCAUGGUUGCAAUGGGAGGUGCUGAUAUUAAUUACGAGUUUGGAAUUCAUGCUUGGGAUAUUGCUGCUGGCGACCUCAUAGUUAGAGAAGCUGGCGGAGUCUGCAUUGAUCCUGCUGGUGGAACAUUUGAUAUUAUGAGCAGAAGAGUACUCUGCGCAUCAACUAUGUCACUUGCACAGAAAAUUGCCAAGAUCUUAAUUCAGUAUUAUCCUGAACGGGACUAGUUAAUUAAUAUUUUCAAAAAGGUAUAAUUUAUUCAGGAUAUGUUAGAGAGACUUUAGAAAUGUGAAAAUGGAUUUGAUUAAUUUAUAUAUUAAUAUACCUAUAUAUUCUACCUUAAAUUUUAUCAUAAAGAAAAAUCUGUUGCAAAAUUAAAACAUGUAUUUAAAUAUAGGAUUUCAUAAUCCAACCAGAAUUAAAGGUAAUAAAUGAUAAUAAAUAAAAUAAAGUUUAUAAUAA
Molecule: messenger RNA, 1199 nt
Organism: Leptopilina heterotoma
Lineage: Eukaryota; Metazoa; Arthropoda; Insecta; Hymenoptera; Figitidae
Product: inositol monophosphatase 1-like
Exons: 6
Coding region: 143-964 (273 amino acids)
Biological process (GO): signal transduction; phosphatidylinositol phosphate biosynthetic process; inositol metabolic process
Molecular function (GO): inositol monophosphate 1-phosphatase activity
Source: RefSeq, a predicted model, not a curated record